AUUUGCAAGUUGUAGCAGAGUCAUUUGAUUUAAGCACCAAUUAACAACAGAACACAACAUCAGCAUCAACAACUGAUUACAUGCCCAUUCAGUCCUACCGCAACGUAGCCCACUUUCCACUGGGACCAACUGCGGCGUGUAACACAAACAUUCCAUCAGAGAGUCGCAUAUAAUUCAUUCAGCGAGCCCAUCAAAUCGAAUUGCAGCAGUGACCCGGCACGCCCGGCGCUCGGGACCUCUAUAAAAGCACCAACUGUUUGGGCAAGGGUCAACAGUCAAGUGCGAAGCCGUCGAGCAUGCAUCUCCAGGAAUUGCUAUUGGUCGUCGCAGUGGUCCUGCCCCAAUGCCUGAGGGCGCUGCGCUAUAGCCAGGGCACCGGCGACGAGAAUUGCGAGACUCUCAAGUCCGAGAUUCAUCUCAUCAAGGAGGAGUUCGACGAGCUGGGCCGCAUGCAGCGCACCUGCAACGCCGACGUCAUAGUCAACAAGUGCGAGGGCCUCUGCAACAGUCAGGUGCAGCCCUCAGUGAUAACUCCAACGGGGUUUCUGAAAGAGUGCUACUGCUGCCGCGAAAGCUUUCUCAAGGAGAAGGUCAUCACGCUGACCCACUGCUACGACCCGGACGGCACCCGCCUCUCCUCCCCCGAGAUGGCCACCAUGGACAUUCGCCUGAGGGAGCCAACUGAAUGCAAAUGCUUCAAGUGCGGCGACUUUACGCGCUAAUUCCAAUCCAACAACAGCUCAAACCAAAUAAAGUUCCCCAUCUCACGAGCUUUCCCCAAAUAUUCAAUUGUUGUUUUUAU
Drosophila hydei is the source of this 802-nucleotide messenger RNA. RefSeq names its product partner of bursicon (gene Pburs). Gene Ontology annotation, biological process: G protein-coupled receptor signaling pathway. NCBI's taxonomy places the organism in Eukaryota, Metazoa, Arthropoda, Insecta, Diptera, Drosophilidae. The record is from RefSeq and is a predicted model, not a curated record. The transcript is spliced from 2 exons. Gene Ontology annotation, cellular component: extracellular region; bursicon neuropeptide hormone complex. Bases 297 to 722 code for a protein of 141 amino acids. Gene Ontology annotation, molecular function: neuropeptide hormone activity; G protein-coupled receptor binding.